Molecule: messenger RNA, 1476 nt
Organism: Aspergillus clavatus NRRL 1
Lineage: Eukaryota; Fungi; Ascomycota; Eurotiomycetes; Eurotiales; Aspergillaceae
Exons: 2
Coding region: 1-1476 (491 amino acids)
Biological process (GO): regulation of transcription by RNA polymerase II
Molecular function (GO): DNA-binding transcription activator activity, RNA polymerase II-specific
Source: RefSeq, a predicted model, not a curated record
AUGGCUUCAACUUCAGUGGAUGUGGUCCCCCCAUCCCAACUGUUACAUUAUUUGCCUACUUACCAGGUUCUGAUCUGCCUACGCUGCCGCUACGCCAUUCAGCCUGGCGCAGUCGUGCGCCAUCUCAAGGAAAUCCAUUAUGUUCAUCGUUCAGCUCGUCAAGCCUUUGUCGAAUAUGCCUCCGAAUUUGAGCUGGCCCAGCCCAAUGAUGUCGUCUUGCCUGAUGAAGCGCAAUUUCCAGUACCUUUACUCCCGGUCCAAGAUGGAAUAGCCUGCUGUUUCGAAGGCUGCGCUCAUCUUUGUGCCACCACCAAGCGUAUGAAGCAGCACUGGAGGCUUGUGCACCGUACAUCUGCCUCGGAUGGGGGCAGCUUCUGGAAACCAGCACCGUUGCAGACUUUCUUCCGGGGAAAUGCCUUCCGGUACUUUACCAACCCGGCAUUGCUGGUUCCAUCGCCAGCGUCAGCGUCUGACAGCUCCGAUGGGCUGACGAGUGACGGAUUCCCCAGUACAACUGUUACAACCCCCGCUGUAAGGGAAGCUCGCAUGGAAUCAAGUCUUUCAACAUGGGACCCCCAUCAAUCGUUGAUCAGAAGCGACGAAGGCCUGCUCGAUCAUUAUCGAGCCUACACCUAUAAAACGCUCUCAUGCAACCCCGAGACAGAAGACGCAUUUGGGGUCAUUGUUUUAGAGCUGGCCUCCCGAUUUCCCUUCUUACUUCACGGCGUCCUAGCCUGUUCUGCCCUCCACCUCGCUUCCACUGAUCCCGGCAAUCGAACAUAUUACACAAUCCAGUCAAUGCGACACCAAGAUCAAGCAAUUCCCGCAUUCCGACGGGCAACCAUGCAUGUGGACAGCGACAAUUGUGAGGCGGUGCUGGCCUUCGCAUUCUUCCUCGUCAUCUGUGCCCUGAGCUCCGGGUCCGAGGAUUCAAGAUUUUUCCUAAGCGAUGAUAAUGACCAGUUGCAUUGGAUCAGUAUCCUCCGCAACGGCUGGUCCAUGCUCUGCCCCGUCUGGACCGAACUCACCGGUGGUCCAUUGGCUCCUUUUGCGGCCCUUUGGCGGGACGACCUGGGCGUCACGGCCGAUGCCAAUGACCCACUUCUGGUGACUUUACUGCACGUGUUCCCAGAGCACGAACCCGAAUAUCCUAUCUAUCGCGAUUCUGCGGUGAAAUUGACCGAGGCUUUUGCGUUUAUCCAGCAACGCGGGCCGUCGUCAACUAUCUGGGAUGCUCUCAAUUCAUGGCCUAUGCGUGUUAUGCCCGAGUAUCUGGCCCUAUUGAAACAAAAUCGUCCAGGCGCUUUACUACUCUUGGCCUACUAUGCUAUCCUUCUGCGUCCAAUUCGUGGUGAAUGGUUCCUAGAAGGUCGGGACUGGAAAUUGAUAGAUGAGAUUGCGCGGCGGUUACAGGGGAAUUGCUCACCACAGAUCUGGGACUUGUUUGCUGAGAUUCAGCAGGAGUACUUUUUCUGA